Tetrahymena thermophila SB210 is the source of this 3145-nucleotide messenger RNA. RefSeq names its product N-recognin zinc finger protein. NCBI's taxonomy places the organism in Eukaryota, Ciliophora, Oligohymenophorea, Hymenostomatida, Tetrahymenidae. Gene Ontology annotation, molecular function: zinc ion binding. The transcript has a single exon. The record is from RefSeq and is a predicted model, not a curated record.
AAAAUACUCAAAUAGAAAAAUUUGAAUUAUUAAAGCUACAUAAAUAGUUUGUUUCCUGCUAUUUUUAUCUAAAUGAAGAGAAAUUAACAGCUUGCAUUAUUGACAUUUGGUGGAUCUGCAAUAGCUGCAGCAACGUUUUACUAUUUUUAUAAAAGAGGAUAAAAUAUUUAAGAUAGAUAUUUAUCAACAUUGAAGUCAUUUAGUUGGUAUGUUUUUACUUGUGAUCAGUUUUAGCUCAUUAACAUGAGUCAAAAUUUCGACUAACUAAUUGAACUUGCAACAUAUGAUGAAAGUGAUAGCCAGUGUACGUUAGCUGAAAAAUUAUAAUUUAAAAAAGAGGAGUUUGAAUAUGAAGGAACUUGCAAGAAGGGUUUCAGAUAAGGCUUAUCAUUUUAUGAAUGUCUUGAUUGCUCUCUUAUCAGAAGAGAAAUCUAAAAAACUAAAAAAUCUAUAGAAGAGGAUAAGUUUUACUUAGCUUUAUGCGAGGAAUGUUUUUAGACUCCCUAGCAUAAAGGUCAUAGAUAUAAAAAGAUUGAAGGAAGGUAUAGAAUCUAAUUUUAGUGCCACUGUGGCUAGUCUAACAUUAUGGAUUAAAAUUGCUUUUGCAAUAAGCACAGAGGAUUUGAAAAAUCGAAAGGUUUUUUUGAAAAAGAAUACUUAACUAACACAAAACUGUGGAAAGGAAUCGAAGUUUUCUUUUUAGAUAUGUUUCAUUUGUUAUUUGAUAAUAUGGUUGAUUUAAUUAAGAUGAAGGAAGAAAGGAGAGUUCUUUUUGAAUAUCAAUUAUAAUCAAACAACCUUUUAAAGGAAAAUAAAAAAAAGUGCAUCACAAUAGAGUAAUAAAAACAUGGAGCUGAAAGAAUCAACUUUAUUUUGAGACUGAUCUUAAACAAAUUUAAUGAGUUAAUAAAAAUUAAUCCUGUUUUAAUUCACUUUAUUCCUAUUAUCUUCUAAAAGACUUUAACAAAGCCCAUUGCUUUGCAAUUUAAAAAGUUAGAAAAGACCAUUCCUGAUACAUGUAAGUGGGCAAGAAUUUUCAAAGAAUAAAAGGAGAUAAAUAAUGAAUUAACCAUUUAUGAAUAUCUCCUUCUUUCAUAUGAACUAGUAGAUGAUUAAAAUGACAAAAUAGUAGCUGAGAUUUUAAGGGCUGCGCUAAAAGUAAACAACACAUUUUAUUUAAUUCUUUGUGAAAAGUUUAUGAAAAUGUUUGCUUUUUCCUGUAGAAUUUAGAAUGCUAUUGUAAAAAAUGGAAAUUUUAAUGUAGGUUUUUUACCUUCUCUUUCUUAUCUUGUAAUUGAUUACAUUCCAUUUUAGAGUACUUUUGAUCACUUAAUUGAAACGUUAGGAGAUGACAUUUUAGGUCCCUUGAGCUACUUAAACGCCUAUCUUUCAAAAGGGUCAAGUUCAAAUAUAGAUUUUGACGAACUGUCCUUCAUUUUGCUUAAUAUUAGCUUUGAAAUGCUAAGGUUUGUAAAUCAACUUAAGGUACUGUUAUUAAAGUACCCAGAAUAAAUAAUAUCAAAUUUGUAUAAAAUUUGUUUUGCUUUGUUUACAAAUAAUAGCAUUUCGAUUAAAUAAGAGCUUUCAUAAAACUUACGAUAAAACAUUGAGUAAAAGCUAGUAAAAAUAUUUGUUUUAAAUUAGUAUAAAGAUAUAGAGAAAAUUAUGAUUUUUACAUUUGUGAAUAUUUGUGAAGGCUUGCUACUGAUAAAUAAUGAAGAGUUAAUACAAAAAGUUCUGCCUUUAUUUGUUCAUUAUUUCUAUUUAGGAGUGAAUAAUUCUCAAUUAUUUUUAAAUAAUUUGGCAAAACAAGAAAUAGAAUUUUGCAGUUUUUCUGCUACAAUUAUAAGUCAUUUACCUUUACUUGUAGCUCUUUCAGAAAGAAAAAUGUUCUCUGAAUCUGUUGUUAAAAAUUUUUUUGCAAAAAAUUUUAAGUUUAAAAGUGAGCAAGAUAGAAAAAAUUUCUUUAAAAGCUUACAUUUAAUAGCAUCUAAAUUCAUAAUUAUGAAUAGCGAACCUGGAAUAUUGAGCUAAGCCGAAGAAUGGCUUUUGAUACUUAAUGAUAAUAUAAAAAACUAAGCUGUAUAACAACUCGUAUCAAAUCAGAAAUACUUUUUAUAUUUUCCAUAUUAUAGAAUAUAUGACUUUUUUACUCUUACUCACUCAUUAAUUUUGUUGGCAGAUGAUUAACCUUACAUUUCUACUCCAGAAAGUUUAAUUUCCAGAUAUUUAUAAGGGUGGGAUAAAUAAUUGAAGCAAAAUAAAGAUCUAACAUAAUACAUAAAAAAUUAUGACCUUUUAAUUAAUCUAUGUUAGAAUUUAAUAGAUUCAACUACUUUCUUUAAUGUUUUUUCAAAGUGUCAUGAUUUAUACUUCCCAGAGCUAAGUUAAAAUGGCGAAAAUUAAAAAAUAUUUUAGCAAAAUAUAAAUGAGAUAAUCAUUACCUGCAUAAAUUAAUAAAUAGACAAGAAAAUCUAUAUAAAAGAUGUUGAAGAAAUUUCUAAAACUAUUCUUAAUUAAACUAAUUUAAUUGAAAGCAGUAUCUAACAAGUUUGUACUUUUGAGGAUUAGAGCUAAAAUAUUUAAUCUUAGUAUCUGAAAAUUUAAAAUGGAUAUAAGUAAAAAUUUUACUUUAGACACUUACUAAGGGGGAAAUAAUGGUUGGAAGACCUCUGCAUUAUGGCUUCAGAAUUAAACAGUUAAAAUUAUUCAAUUUUAGGAAGUGAUUUUAAACUCUAAAAUUUAUUCCCUUAUCAAAGAGAAAUUUAUAAGAAAUUGAUUUUAAACGAAGAAUUUAUUAGUUAAAUUGUAACAAUAAACUUAAAUCCAAAAAUUUAACCAUAAUUUUUCUCAGCAAUUAAUCACAUAAUUCUUCUUGCAAUUUAGUUAAUCUAAUCCAAAAGUGAAUUUGAAAUAUUUUCUGAAGAAGAAAUUACAAAAAUUGAAAAAAUUGAAUCAAUCUUAAAAAAUGAAUAGCUAAAAGAAAAAUACAUAAAUAUCAACAAUAUGUUAAUUCCAUAAUAAAAAAUGAACUAUUUAAUGAUAGUAAACAAAAUGAUUUCAGAAUACUUAAACCAGAAAGAAUGAAUGGAUGAAUGAAUGAAUUUAUUACAGCUUAUUUGAGUGAAACUUUUUGAUUGAUAUU